AUGUGUAUUAUGAAGACUUACGAAACACGCGGCCGUGGCGUCGUCGACCCGCCACCACGACGAGGAAACUUUACCUCCCAUCCACCAGCUGGCGUCAUGCGUCUACCACGCGACUGGCAGCGAACAUCUGUCGAGAGCUUCAGCGAUAAUGGCCGCUACGUCGAGUACAGGUUUGUGGUUCAUUACGUCAAAAGCGCCAACGUCUCAUGCUCAUACCCUCUAGACGAUCCCGAUCCCGACCCCGUGCAAUUGAGUACAUCGAAGAGCCUCUAUCAUUUCCGUAAUCUUGACCACUGCCUCAACGCCAUGGCAUCGCACCCCAUGCAACGAUGCUGCGUCGUCGGCGUAAAGCACGAGGGGAAACCUCAGGGAGUGAUCAAACAAAUCGAUAGUAUCCGCACAUAUUUCGCCUACCCAGAGGAUAAGAACCCAGAACAAGCGAUAGUUCUCAUGACCGACGUCCUCGGCAUGGACUUCCCCAAUACCCAGCUCAUCGCCGACCAAUUCGCACAAAACGGCUAUCUAACACUCAUACCCGACGUUUUCAACGGCCAUCAAGUGUCCUUUCCCAUCGACCCAUCUUUUGACCUGCAAGAGUAUGUUGAAACCACGAUGCCAAAACCGGAGACCGUUGAUCCAAUGUAUGAGCGCGUAAUCGAAUAUUUGAGGAAUGAGUUGAGAAUCAAGAGGUUAGGAGGCGUGGGAUAUUGCUUUGGGGGCAAAUAUGUGUGUAGAUGGUUGAAGGAAGGCGGCCUAGACGCAGGUUUUAUAGCUCAUCCGAGUUUCGUCACUUCAGUCGAAAUCCGCAACAUCAAAGGACCGCUAAGCAUCGCUGCUGCAGAAACCGAUGACAUCUUCCCCGCUUCAAAACGCCGCGAGACAGAAGACGUUCUCAAAGAACAUACCGUCCCAUACCAGCUGUUUCUCUACUCGGAUGUCGAGCACGGGUUUGCGACAAAGGGCGAUUUGUCGCAUGAAAAGGCGAGAUUUGCAAAAGAACAAGCGUUUCUGCAGGCGGUGUACUGGUUAGGCGAGUACGUAAAGAAGAGGCCAGGAGUGUAA
This is a messenger RNA of Alternaria burnsii, 1062 nucleotides long. RefSeq names its product alpha beta-hydrolase. NCBI's taxonomy places the organism in Eukaryota, Fungi, Ascomycota, Dothideomycetes, Pleosporales, Pleosporaceae. Gene Ontology annotation, molecular function: hydrolase activity. Bases 1 to 1062 code for a protein of 353 amino acids. The record is from RefSeq and is a predicted model, not a curated record. The transcript is spliced from 3 exons.